AUGCCUGCUAGAACCUCGGGUCAUGCGCCGAAUGGCAAAAGGAAGGUCAAGACCGAAGACAAGUCUCUUAAACGGAAGCGCAACCAGGACGAUCUGCAACAACUGAAGAAGGCAGUUGACGAGUUCGACCCAAAGGCGACAGAGAUCACCAAAUUCACCGACCUACCGCUCUCAUCACCUACUCGCUCCGGUCUCGAUGCAUCGCACUUUCAGACCCUCACCGAUAUCCAGGCCAAGGCCAUCGGACCAGCUCUCAAGGGUCGUGACAUUCUCGGCGCCGCAAAGACAGGAUCCGGCAAGACUUUGGCAUUCAUGGUGCCAGUGCUAGAGGCCCUCUUCCGCGCACAAUGGACUGAGCAUGACGGGCUGGGUGCCCUCGUCAUCUCGCCGACCCGAGAGUUGGCAGUACAAAGUUUCGAGGUGCUGCGCAAGAUUGGUCGACACCACACAUUCUCGGCCGGUCUGGUGAUAGGAGGAAAGAGCUUGCGCGAAGAGGCGGACCGAUUGGGCCGCAUGAACAUCUUGGUGUGCACACCGGGCCGUAUGCUCCAGCACCUGGAUCAGACCGCUGGCUUUAAUGUUGACAACUUACAAAUACUUGUUCUGGACGAAGCCGACCGAAUCAUGGAUAUGGGAUUCCAGAGCGCCGUCGACGCCCUUGUAGAGCAUCUCCCAAAGUCGAGGCAGACAGUCUUGUUCAGCGCAACGCAGAGCAGAAAGGUCUCUGACUUGGCUAGACUGUCGCUCAAGGACCCCGAAUACAUCUCUGUCCACGAAGCAUCAACCUCCGCGACCCCGAGCACACUGUCACAACAUUAUCUCAUCACACCUCUACCCGAAAAGCUGGAUACACUGUAUUCAUUUAUCAAAUCGAAUCUCAAGAGCAAGAUCAUCGUGUUCAUGUCGUCAGGAAAGCAAGUACGAUUUGUCUACGAGUCGUUCAGACAUUUACAGCCGGGUAUUCCCCUGCUCCACCUGCACGGUCGCCAGAAGCAAGUUGCGCGCAUGGAAAUCACGAGGCGUUUUACAUCAGCUCAAUAUUCUUGUUUACUGGCUACGGACGUUGUCGCCCGUGGAGUCGACUUUCCCUCUGUCGACUGGGUCGUGCAGAUGGACGCCCCCGAGGAUGCCGAUACCUAUAUUCACAGAGUAGGUCGAACCGCACGAUAUGAAAGAGACGGCAAGGCCAUUCUAUUCCUUGACCCCAGCGAGGAGGAAGGCAUGUUGAAGAGGCUCGAGCAAAAGAAGGUUACAGUUCAAAAGGUCAAUGUCCGCGAUAAGAAGAAGAAACAGAUCACCAACAGCAUACAAGACAUGUGCUUCCACAACCCAGACUUGAAAUACUUGGGACAAAAAGCAUUCAUCAGUUAUACACGCUCGGUCGGACUACAAAAGGACAAGGACAUUUUCGACCUUAGGGCAUUGGACCUGGAGGGAUAUUCGGCAAGCUUGGGUCUGCCCGAGAUGCCACGGGUCAAGUAUCAGAAGCCCGAAGAUGUCAAGAAGCUCAAGAACAGGUCACGGGCCGAGCUCUCGAGCGGUUCCGAAUACGACUCUGACGGCGAGAAGAUUGCCAAAUCCAAGAAGAAGGACGAGGUGCGCACGAAAUACGACAAGAUGUUUGAACGCAAGAAUCAAGACGUGCUGUCCGAGCACUACUCGAAACUCCGCAACGACGUGGAGGAGGACGACGACUUCUUUGGCGUCAAGCGGGUACUCAAGGAUGACGACCUCGACUCGGCAGCCAAGGACGAAGACGUGCGAGGCAAGGUGGUCCCCGUGUACGGUGGCCAGGAGCUGGUCAUCGACUCGAAGCGCAGGGAAAAGCUCAUCACGUCCAAGAAGCAGAUGCUCAAGUACAAGGGCAAAGGUACGAGGGUUGUGUUCGACGACGACGGCGAGGCCCACCAGUUAUACGAGCUCCAGGGCGAGGACGACUUCAAGCGGGAGGGCUCGGCCGAGGCGCAGCGGAGGGCGUUUGUGGAUGCCGAGACCGACCGUGUACGCGAGGCCGACGUGGACGACAAACAGCUCGCCAAGGAGAAGCGGCAAGAAAAGAAGAUCAAGCGCAAGGAGAGGGAAAGACUGGAGAACUCUGGCCAGGACAUGCCGGGCAAGGAUCAGCCUGCCCUGGGCACGUCCGAGGACGCAGAACAGGCCAUGGACUUUUUGCGGUCGCUGCCCAUUCGCGAAGACGCCGGCGGAAGCGACGGCGAGGACGAGCGACCAAAGAAGAAGGCCAAGAAGUGGUUCCAAGACGACUCGGACGACGAGGCCGAGAAGAGCAACAAGAAGGGCAAGGGCAAGGUCAUCGAGGUCACGGAUGCACCAAAUACUCUGGAGGACUACGAGGCAUUGGCGCAGGGUCUGCUGGAUUAA
This is a messenger RNA of Pestalotiopsis fici W106-1, 2379 nucleotides long. Its product is annotated as ATP-dependent RNA helicase dbp-4. Gene Ontology annotation, molecular function: ATP binding; nucleic acid binding; RNA helicase activity. The coding region runs from base 1 to 2379 and encodes 792 amino acids. The transcript has a single exon. Gene Ontology annotation, biological process: rRNA processing. The record is from RefSeq and is a predicted model, not a curated record. Gene Ontology annotation, cellular component: nucleus. Lineage: Eukaryota; Fungi; Ascomycota; Sordariomycetes; Amphisphaeriales; Sporocadaceae.